This is a messenger RNA of Papaver somniferum (opium poppy), 1727 nucleotides long. RefSeq names its product cell wall integrity protein scw1-like. The transcript is spliced from 9 exons. Gene Ontology annotation, molecular function: mRNA binding. Lineage: Eukaryota; Viridiplantae; Streptophyta; Magnoliopsida; Ranunculales; Papaveraceae. The record is from RefSeq and is a predicted model, not a curated record. The coding region runs from base 294 to 1250 and encodes 318 amino acids.
UCUUGCUAAAAGUUAUUGCGAAACUACGCUAUUCACGGGUGAUAUAAAGGUGACGGUGGAUGGUUUUUAGGACCGCUCGAUGUGUAUAGCUGGUUCAGGUGGAAAUCGAAAUUGCCCUUGAUGUCUCAUUUCAAGUCGGACUCGAACCUAAAGAUAAAAAGCUUGUACGCUUAAAAGAUAAAAAGCAAUCGCUUAUCGGUCUUCAACCGUCGCUUGUCAAGGCUGUCUUACAACCUUCGAAGAGCGAAAAAAAGAAAGCAAAUUAGCUAAGGAACUGUAAAACCCUAGGUCAGAUGUCUGGUCCUGGUAUUCAUCCUUAUCACCAACACCACCAUCAUCAACAACAAUGGCCACCUGCACCGCCACCAGUUCCUCCGCCAGUCGAAAACCUUAAUCGUACCCCUCCUGAAGAAGUUCGCACCAUAUUCAUAUCUGGUUUACCAGAAGAUGUAAAAGAAAGGGAAUUGCAAAAUUUAUUAAGAUGGUUACCUGGUUAUGAAGCAUCUCAAGUGAACUUCAAAGGAGAACAGCCGAUGGGUUUUGCUUUAUUUACUAAUUCCCACUUUGCUCUUAGUGCUAGAGAGGCUUUGCAGGAGAUGGUUUUUGAUGCAGAAUCUAAGUCUGUUUUGCAUACUGAGAUGGCAAAGAAGAAUCUUUUUGUCAAAAGAGGUGUUGUUGCUGAUGCAAGUUCUUUUGACCAAAGUAAACGCUUGAGAACUGGUGGUGAUUACACACAUACAGGUUAUGCAAGUCCAUCUCCUUUUCACCCUCCUCCUCCUCCACCUGUUUGGGGACACCAAGGGUACAUGGCUCCACCCCCUCCACCAUAUGAUCCUUAUGGAGGAUACCCCGUGCCUCCAUUAGCGAUGACUGCACCAGCCCCUCUACUGCCACCCGGUGGUUAUGCACCAGUCCAGAACACAAAAGAUAACCCUCCUUGCAACACUCUCUUUAUUGGGAAUCUUGGAGAAAAUACAGUGGAGGAAGAGUUGAGGGGAAUUUUUAGCGUGCGACCUGGGUUUAAGCAAAUGAAGAUGUUGAGGCAGGAAAGGAAUACUGUCUGUUUCAUUGAAUUUGAGGACGUUGGUAAUGCUGUUAAUGUGCACCAGACUUUGCAAGGUGCUGUUAUCCCGAGCUCUGGACGCGGCGGAAUGCGAAUACAAUAUUCGAAAAACCCCUUUGGGAAGCGGAAGGAUGGGAUUGCAGGCAGCAGUACACCCGAAGCUAAUGGGUCCAAUUACCAGCAGUAGCUUAAAGCCUCAAAGGGAUGAACUUUCUGCCCUUAAUUGCUCGUGACAAAUAGAGAAAAUUAGGAAAACCAGACUGUUUCUGCUACAUGUUAGAUGCAUUCCAUGCAUCUCAUCAUCAAGUCAUCAUCAUUAGCAUGUUUUUGUGUGAUAAUAUCUUAGAUUACUGUCAGCGCGUAUUCCAUUGUUGGAUGAUUCUAUAUUGCUAUCAUGCAUUUACUGGUGCAUUUGAGAGGCUUGGGUGAAUGACGAUCUUGGUUGCACAUUGUUUAAUCCAUAUUAAAGGGAAGAAAUGGUGCAUUGUUAGCUUGUUAGGUUAUUUGUUGGAUUUUCUGUAGGAGACAUAAGAUAUUAUGUUACUCGUGUUUGCAAUUUUGCAUUGAUGUUAUUAGGAUCAUGUCGUCGUUUUUCAUUUAUGCUCUUGUAAGAUCUCAUUUCAUGACAUGCGCUGCCUUUUCUUUAUAUCACGACACUUGAAUA